Messenger RNA from Sinocyclocheilus grahami, 2644 nucleotides. Its product is annotated as neuronal pentraxin-2-like. The record is from RefSeq and is a predicted model, not a curated record. Bases 403 to 1518 code for a protein of 371 amino acids. Lineage: Eukaryota; Metazoa; Chordata; Actinopteri; Cypriniformes; Cyprinidae. The transcript is spliced from 4 exons.
CUGUCCGUUCAGCACCACCGACUGUGUGUGAAGAGCCUUAAAGCGCUGACAGUCGGCGUUUAACGCCAGAAACCGCUCUUCGUUUGGACAGCUACUUGUUUCCGUUUGUGAGUGAUUCUGUUAACGUGACAGGUAGUUAAAUGCGUGUGACGCGUCUGUGAGAAGGACUCCAACAGUUUGUUUUAACAUAUUCACUGACUGUGCGAAGAGAGCGGCACUCGGUUUGUACUGGGACAAGCUUUGGAUUUCCAGGCUAACUACAGCUAAUCUGUGUUGUUUCGGUCUUGUGCUUGUUUUGAGUGAUUUUUAUUAGCGCGACGUCGUGGACCUUUAGGCAUUUUAUUUAAAUAACAAACUAACUAACUUGAAUUUACUCCAGCUUUUAAGAGACAAACGGUCGUAAUGAGAGCUCUUUUUGUGGCACUGCUGCUUUUAUACGCGUCAGGAAGCGGGAAAGUGGCUGGCGCGAGGGGAAACCGCUUCGUGUGCACCGCCGUGCCAGCGGGCACCGACCUCAGUUGCCCGGUGGAAACGACCAACCGGGUCCAAAGCACAAGUCCGCAGGAGGAAGAGCUGCGGGAUACUAUCAUUCAGCUUCGAGAGACCAUCCUGCAGCAGAAGGAAACUAUCGUCAGUCAGCAGGGCACCAUCAAAGAGCUCAACUCCAAACUCGCGCGGUGCGAGGCGGACGCCAAGUCUCGGGGCAGCGCGCGCAGGAAGGAUUACAGUAAAAACACGAUGGGCGAUCUGCCGCGUGACCCCACCGAGACUGUGGAGCAGCUGGGCAAGACCAUGCAGAGCCUCAAAGACCGUCUGGAGAACCUGGAGCAGCAGCUGCGUGCCAACACAUCAGGUGGGAUGUUUCCCAAUGAGCUGAGAGACCUGCUGAAGCACCGUCUGACUGACCUGGAGAGCCAGCUGCUGACCAGAGUGACCGAACUCGAGGAGGAAAAGAGCCACCUGUACAACGAGACGACCGCUCACCGACAGCGCACCGAGAACACCCUCAACUCACUGCUGGAGAGGAUCACCGAGCUGGAGAAAAGUAACAGUGCAUUCAAAUCUCCAGAGGACUUUAAGGUGUCUCUGCCUCUGCGCACCAACUACCUGUAUGGCCGCAUCAAGAAGAGCUUGCCAGAGAUGUAUGCCUUCACCGUGUGUAUGUGGCUCAAGUCCAGUGCCAGUCCUGGAAUCGGAACCCCGUUCUCUUACGGCGUCCCGGGACAAGCCAAUGAGAUUGUGCUGAUAGAGUGGGGAAACAGCCCCAUGGAGCUGCUCGUCAAUGAUAAGGACAUCGUAGGUGGAAGAUUUGAUGCCACUCAAGCCUUCGUAGGAGAGUUAAGCCACUUCAACAUGUGGGACAGAGUCCUGCGUCCUAUAGACAUCUCUGCUAUGGCCAACUGCUCAGCCUACAUGCCUGGCAACGUGGUGCCGUGGGUCGAUGCCAACGUGGAGGUAUUUGGCGGUGCCACAAAAGCAGCACUGGAGAUUUGUGAAGACCGUCUCUUUGAUUCCUAAGGACACGUCUGUCAAUUUGGAAGCAUUCUCGUUGUAGAGGUAACCCACGUCCCAAUACUGCUCUGGGAUACUUACAAUACUUACAAAGAUGGUUCAAAAGAAACACACGUUAAGGAGGAUUAUUUCGUCCUCUAUUCUGCUUUAUUUUUGUUGAGACUUUGCUGUCAGCCUGACCAAUAACUAAAAUGACUGUGAUUAAUUAGAAAAAGAAAAAAAUCAGUCUGCACAUUCAAGGUGAAAAUAGAGUAUUUGUGGCUCUGGCUGAAGCAAAACUUUCUUGUUGAUAUUAUAUGUGCUUUUCUCUGUGCAGAGAAAUAUGUGCAGUGUUAUAUGUGCUUUUCUCCGUCCUUCAAAAACUUCUUCUCUCCACAAACUCAUGGGUAUUUUAAGAACUGCAGUAAAAGAUGGAUUUUUUGCCAUUUACGCUUUGAGCUUUUGUCAUGUUGUGUAUAGGCUGAUUCCCUUCAAACCCCUGAAAAACUUCAACUGCAUAGUUUCAACAUAAGCUUUAUUAAAACUUAAUGAAUGAGCUAGACCGUGACGUCGCACAUAUGGAGAGACAUUCAGACAGAAGUGUCUGAAUGUCGGUGAUCCAGAGAUUAGUGGAGGGAACAUUCGCUUUUUAAAAAUAUUCUUUAAUAUCGCCGUCCCUCAGCAGCUGCCGUCUCCAGCAGAUCAGACAUCCAGAAACCUUAAAGUAGCAAAGCCGCCAAGGACUGACCUGCAGCUCUCUGAAGCUCCCAGGAGAAGGUCUGGCUGCAGUGGUUCACCUCGUCAAGCUAGUUUGAUUUCAUUCAGUUUGUGAAUCCCAAAUAGUGGUGUCUUUGAAACGUUUAUGAAGGAUUUUGACAUGAACAGAUCAUGGCGUUAUGAGAUUAACUGUGAGAGCUCGACCGGGAAAGUGUGCUAUACUUUUUUAAUAAUGUUUCAUUGAAAAAAUUACAAAAAAUAAAAAUGUUCGUUGAGAUUAAACUGAAAUACUGAUAGGCACUAAUGAGGUUGACAGCGUUUGCACUUGUUUAAGCGCAACGUCAGGACGUUUGUUUUAUCUGACAGUUUGAUGCUACAAAUGGGUGAAUCUCACGAAACCAGUCAAGGUCAUAUUUCCCUCCGAAAUCAAAAGGAA